AUGGAAAAACUUAUAUCUCUAAAAAUUAAGGAAACUAAAGAGUGCUACUAAACAAUAAAAAAAAUUGGUGGUGGAGGAUUCGGGGAGGUAUUUAUAGCAAAAGAUUUAAAAAACAACUAAGAAUCAGGAUUAUAGGAUCGUUUAGUGGCGCUUAAAGUUUAAAAAUUAAGCGAACUUUGCGAUUGUAAUGAUAAGCAAUUAUCACAAUCAAUGCUUAGAUUGUUUAGAGAAAUUUUCUGUAUAUAGCUUUCACAUCCAAAUAUUGUAUAGGUUCAUGAAUCUUUCUUCUCAUAUGAUGGAAAUUUUGUUAUCGUAAGUGAACUGGCAAGGGAAAAUUUGUUUUAAUACGUUAAUAAAAAGGGUGCAGGUAAUUUACCUAUUAAUCAGAUAGCAUUUAUAAUGCUUGAUAUUAUUAGUGGUCUUGAAUAUGUACACUAAAAUAAUAUCAUUCACAGAGACAUUUCCCCAUAAAAUAUACUUGUAAUGGAUGACAAUACUUUUAAAAUAUGUGAUUUUGGAAUUGCUACUUACGGUGACAAUACUUAAAUUUCAGGAGGAAAAAGUAAUUACAUGGCUCCAGAGAUGUAUUAAAUGACUAAAAAUUAUGAUAAAACUAUUGAUAUAUGGUCUCUUGGAGUUAUUUUAUAUUUUCUCUGUACAGGGGAGUCCUAGAUUAAUGACAUACCUUUACACUUUGCCAAAAAUAUAACAGGUUAAAACAUUGACUUACCUGAGCAAUACAAUAUUUUCCAAGAAAUGUUAAAUAUAAUACUCUCAUUAGAUUCAAAAUAAUGA
Stylonychia lemnae is the source of this 795-nucleotide messenger RNA. NCBI's taxonomy places the organism in Eukaryota, Ciliophora, Spirotrichea, Sporadotrichida, Oxytrichidae. The record is from the annotation of a GenBank genome assembly.